Trichosurus vulpecula (common brushtail) is the source of this 3701-nucleotide messenger RNA. RefSeq names its product leucine rich repeat neuronal 4 (gene LRRN4). The record is from RefSeq and is a predicted model, not a curated record. Gene Ontology annotation, molecular function: protein binding. NCBI's taxonomy places the organism in Eukaryota, Metazoa, Chordata, Mammalia, Diprotodontia, Phalangeridae. The coding region runs from base 14 to 2356 and encodes 780 amino acids. The transcript has 4 exons.
CUGAAACCACAGAAUGUUCUUCUUGCUGCUGCUUUCCAUGAUGGAGCUGGGCUGGGCAGCACCUGACAGCCCACCAAGCAAAGAAGGUAUUGCUGGGCCAAAGGCAGUCGCAACUCUCUUUCAAGUUGCCCGGCUUGGUCCCUGGGAGGACAACCUCAGUUUUUCUAGCUUAUCUUGUGAGGAGUUUAAUAUGACAACAACAGCCACCUUGUUUCUAGUAAACAGAAGCCUCACAAGCUUCCCUCCCUGUCUGCCAAGGACACUACAAAGCUUAGACCUAAGCAGCAACCAGCUCAAGGAACUGAGAGAUCAGGACCUGAGGGACCUCUCCAAUCUUCAAGUUCUUAUCCUGAGGAACAACCUGAUCCAAGAACUUCACUGGGGGGAGACUCCUGUCUCUGAAAGCCUUGAAACUCUGGACCUAAGCUUUAACAAGCUUUCAUCCGUACCCAGCUGCCACACUGUGAUGCUACAGAACCUGACAUGGCUCUCACUUGUGGGAAAUCCUAUCCUGGAAAUCCAACCUGGGGCAUUUUCAUGCUUUCCAUCCCUACGCUUCCUUAACCUGUCGGCUACCCUGUUGGGGAAAAAUGACCAAGAAGGGAUUAAAGAGUCAGCCUUUGCUCAGAGAAUAUUAGGCCAAGUUGGAGAAAAGACACCUAUGCAUACCAUGGAAGUAUUGGAUCUGAGUGGGACUUUUCUUCCAGAAAUCCAGCUAGGAUGGAUCAGGGACGUACCAAACCUCAGGUCCCUCUACCUUAAGAAGAUGGCAAGACUGAAAAGCCUCGAUGGGGAAAUAUUCAAGGCUACCCCUAACCUGAGAGUACUGGAUUGUCAAGACUCUCAAGUGCUGAGUUUUGUUAAAACAGAAAUAUUUGAAGAUACUCCUCAUUUGCAGUCUCUUCUACUCCAAAACUGCAACCUGAGUUCCUUCCAGCCUUGGACCCUGGAUUCCUCCCAGGUUAUUUUCAUCAACCUGUAUGGCAAUCCUUUAACUUGCAGCUGUGACUUGUCUUGGCUCCUCUCCAAGAAAAUGGUCUUGAACAGGCCCAACGACACUCUCUGUACUCCAGCUGCAGACCCCAACAGUACAUUUUCGUCUUCUCUUUCCCUCUCCCAGCUGUACAGUAAGUGUCUUUCUAAAAGAAACACAACCUCCAUCACAUCAAGCCCUCCUUCCUUGGAAAGCAGUGCUGAUAACAAUUCCUCUAACAAACCAUUAAAUGGAUCAAAUCAAUCAGUGACACUGGCUUCUCCUAGCUUCCACAAAACACAGCCCACUGCAUUUCCUGCUUUAGGGACACCUAAUAUUACCAAGGAAAACUCCAUCCUGAGCAAGAAAGCUACUUUUGAUACACCAAAACUUGCUCUGCCUACCCAAAAUGGUGGAAGGACAGCAAUCAUCCCUACCAUAGUCUCUACAGUAGGUCCUCGUGACUGGGCCAUUCCACCCAGUGCUGGAAGAACAGCUCCAACAAAACUAAGGAAAGAAAAUGCUAUUAGGAAAAACUUCCUUAACCAAGCUACUAUUGGACCAGGUAUCUCAGUACCUACUUCAGACUCUACCCCAUUCCCUAGGAAGCACCCCAGGAUCCCCUCUCUUCCACACACGGUAAGCACUCCCCAGACCAAUCAAAGGGCACAGACCACUACUGAGAGACAUCAGCCAAGUGCUUCAGUCAUAGGGAUUCCAAUCGACAUGCUGGAUGACUACAGUGAGGAGGAGGAGGAGGAGGCAGAGGAGAGGAAGGAUGUGGUUAAGCAAGAUAUUCUCUGUGAUUAUCAUCCUUGUAAGCAUCUCCAAACUCCAUGUGAUAUACUACAGAAAUCAUCACAGUGCCGGUGCCCUGGCCUCAGUAGAGAAGACACCAUCCCAGACCCACCUAAACUCCAGGAGGUGUCUGAGACCACUGAUACAUCUGCGCUCAUCCACUGGUGUGCACCCAAUUCAGUGGUGCGUAUGUAUCAGCUUAUCUACCACCCUGAAGACAGAGCAGAGAAACAGACAGUACUGAAAGAGAUCUAUGCCAUAGCCAGGGAGCACCCCUUGCAUGGGCUCUCACCAAGUACAACGUACAAUGUCUGUGUGUUGGCAUCUAACAAAGCAGGUCUGAGUCUAACCAGAACAAGUGAAUGGAGAAAAGCAUGUACCACAUUUACAACAAAGCCAAGUUUCUUAUUCAUUUUUGCAGGUCUGUGCAGCACAAGUGGACUGCUUUUACUUAGCACCUUUAUAUUGUCUGUCUGUCUUUAUAAGAAGUGCAAAACAAGACAUGCAGAACAAUAUGAUACACACCUUGUCUCCUACAAAAACCCAGCGUUUGACUAUCCGUUAAAACUCCAGACUUUUAAUUAGUCUUCAAGAGAACUAUCAAGAAGGCCUUUCCCUAAAAGCCCAUUCUAGGGAACUGGCCACCUUUGAUCAAGCUACGUGGAAGCCCUACUAAGGGAGGACAGAGAAGACUGAUGGUCUCUAAGGUCCCUUAUAGUGAUAAAUUUAUGAUCCUAUGAUUUGUCACUAGGAAUGCUACUGACUUCUGCUUCCAGAUCACAUUCCUGAUAAGGAAUGUGAUCACUUUUUUCCAAAUCUUCCUUUUUGACUACUCCACUUCUGGGAAUAGGCAGACUAUGGAGAGAAGUAGUUUUAUGUGCAACACUAGGUCAUUCCCAGAGCUCCCCAAAUAAUUGCAGGUCACCUUAUACUUCAAGAACCUAUAAAUUCAUUGUGUGCGUAGGCACUCCUGUCAAGAAGAUCUGAUAAUACAGUGCUUUAAGGCUUGGAAAGCUGCUUCAUAGGCAUUAUCUCCUUUGAGCCUCUCCACAAUCAUGUGAAUUAAGUACUAUCGCUAGUAGUAGAUAAUAUAGUAUAUAGGUCUUUGAGACUGGCUGUAACAAAUGAUUUUCACUCUAUCAACAGGUAACUGGUGAUGGGUCUUCUCCAGACUCAGCUAGAUUAAUUCUUAGAAAACGGACAUUGUCUUUCCAUACUGUCAAGUACUGGGCAUAGUAAUUUACUUCAAUUCAACAUUUAUUGGAUGUCUGCUAUAUGCAAUCUGAUGUGCUACCUAGUUAAGACCUUGAAUGUUUCAUAGAUUGGUGCCACCUCAAUACUUAACAGAAACAUUUAAAAUGAAGUCCUAAUGCGAGCAAAGAAUUCUCACAUUGUUAUCUUGCCUUCUUUAGACAUCGAGUCCAGCUAAGACAUAAAUGAUGACACGACACUGGCCAAGGAAUGUGUCCAAGGAUUUCAGUGGAUUCUUCCUCUGAAGGUUGAAAUACAUAGAUAUAAGUAUAGACAGAGCUUCUGGCUACAUUAGCUGGGAGUAGACAGGAUUCCUGGCAUAUUAAUUUCACUUCCGUGGCUAAAAUAUCCUACUUUCAAAAAACAAAACACCAGGACCAACUACUUUCCAGAGACACAAAGAAGGCAUCUCCUCCAUUCUUAGUACCUGGGAAAAGCAACAUCUACUAUGAACUUCAGCCUCUAAGAUUCUAAAAAGAUCUAUUCUAGUGAAAAACAGGAAACAAGCAUACAUUUUGGGGUUUUAGUGUAUUAAACAUGGAUAAAACAAAUUCUUAAGUAUACCUAUAGAUAAAAACAAUUCCCCUUCUAGUCUUACAAAACAUGUGGUUUUGAUUUGUUCUUAAUGUUUCUCACCUUCACAAAAACAUGGGAAUAAGUAAAUAACUGUUUAAAGCCA